CACGUUAGUACCAUAAUAAGAGUCUCUAUAUAAUCAAUCUUCAACUGUAUAUUAACAACUCUUUUACGAAAGAUAUCCAAAUUCCAAUCUAGAAAUAGGGUUUUUGGAAAUGAUUGCAGGGUUGUCUUCUCGUAAUUUCUCUAAUCAUCAUCAGCAGCAGCAUCAUCAUGUAUUGCAAGUUUAUCCUGCUGCAAGUGAUGAUAUUGUUUCAACUUCUCUUGAAGCAAGUUCAAGUUCAGAAAUAGGACACGCGAAUUCUCUUCUUUAUAGUCUCUCAGUUGUUAAAGACAAAGUUAAUCAAGUGCAAUCACUAGUUAGCAUCCUUACCUCACCAGAUCAUCAUCAUCAAAGCUACCAGCAGCAAAAUCCUGAGCCAAAUUCAAUAGCUAACCUCGGCACCAUUAUUCAAGAAAUCAUUGUCACUGCAUCUUCAAUGAUGUUCACUUGCCAACAGAUGGCGAUCGGUUCGAGUAAUUCAAUUAACAACAACGCCAGUGAAUUGCACCAGCCUGCUCCACCACAGCCCAAGGUUGCUGCACCUCAAGAGAAUGUGUUAUUACCGCCAAACAGCCAAGAUCAUCAAAGAGGGCAAAGCUUCUUCGCUAGCGAAAACUUUGAUUGGUACGAUAAUAACAACUAUAGCAAUAACAGUUGUAAUGGUACUGAAAACAAUCAAACUGCUUCAGGUAUGCAUAAUGUUAUCAGUAUAAACACUAAUAAGGUUGAAAGGAAAGAGCUGUCUGAAAAUUUUUCUGAAGUACUGCAAGAAGGGAAUAAUAAAUCAAUCAAGAGUUAUGACAUAAUUGAAUUGGAUGCAUCAUAUUUGUUAGCCAAAUAUACUCAUUAUUGUCAAGUUUGUGGAAAAGGGUUUAAGCGAGAUGCAAAUUUGAGGAUGCAUAUGAGAGCUCAUGGCGAUGAAUAUAAGACUAGUGCUGCUUUGAGCAAUCCAAUGAAGAAUAUUAACACAAGUGCAAUUGGAGAUAGUAGUGAGGAUUCUGUAAUGAAAUUGCCGAGAAAAUAUUCAUGUCCGCAAGAAGGGUGCAGGUGGAAUCAGAAACAUGCAAAAUUCCAGCCACUGAAAUCAAUGAUUUGCGUAAAGAAUCAUUACAAGAGAAGUCACUGUCCUAAGAUGUAUGUUUGCAAGAGGUGCAACAGGAAGCAAUUCUCUGUGUUGUCUGAUCUCAGAACUCAUGAAAAACAUUGUGGAGAUCUUAAAUGGCUGUGUUGUUGUGGAACUACAUUUUCUAGAAAAGACAAGCUUAUGGGUCAUGUUGCUUUGUUUGUCGGACAUACUCCUGCAAUUACUUCUUUCAACAAUCCUGCAAAAGUGGAGAGCCACCAAAUGCAACUUGAUGAUAGGGGUUGAAGCUAGCCACUGCAAAUGCAAGGAGAGUCCGCUCUUUCUGUGUACUAUGCAGAUCUCAUGGAUCAGAAUGCAUGGCUGGUCUUACUCAAAUAGCAGUGGUACGCUACUGAACGAGGAUACCUCAUAGUUUAUGCAAUUUCCAUAGGCAAAUGAUGUUUUUAAUUUUGAAGAAUGUAUGUGGAUUCUUGUUUUUACACACUUCAUGUAUAUUAUAUACUUUUUGAUGUUUAAUCAGCUACUAAUGCCAUUGAGCCAGCGAUAUAUAUAUAUAUAUAUAAUGGUUUUUUUUA
This is a messenger RNA of Ricinus communis (castor bean), 1656 nucleotides long. Its product is annotated as protein SENSITIVE TO PROTON RHIZOTOXICITY 2. Gene Ontology annotation, biological process: response to acidic pH; response to aluminum ion. The coding region runs from base 110 to 1366 and encodes 418 amino acids. Lineage: Eukaryota; Viridiplantae; Streptophyta; Magnoliopsida; Malpighiales; Euphorbiaceae. The record is from RefSeq and is a predicted model, not a curated record. The transcript is spliced from 2 exons.